AAAUUCCUGAAAGUAAAAGCCUCAAAACUGGAUUUUGGUGUGCGUGCUACGGAGAUCGAUACAAAAGCAAUCACGAUAUGAUGUUACUACAUAAGGUUUCAAUUCAUUUAGAUUUCUUUUAUAUUUUCAGGAAUAAGUAAAUUUGAUUUAUUGUAUAGCAACACAUCAGACUCCCAGCAAGAUGCACCGAUUGUUCAAAUCCAAACAAACAUACAUAAACAAUAUGAUACGACAGUGUUACAUUAUAUGAUGUUUUUUGCUGGAGUGAUUGCGGUGUCUGUAUUCAACAAAAAAGGUGAAAUUAUAACUUAUACUAAAAAUAUAAUUGCCAAAAUCGAUAUGAGAGCAAUUGUUACUGAGAACGGUAAUACUGCCAAUAAACUUGGCGUAUUGGUAAUAGUUGCACUAAAAAAAUACAUUGGAAUUACCUGGAAAAAGCUCAAAUGGUGCAUAUUUAAAAUACUAACGUGUUGUAGUGCAGCAACUAUUGUAAAAGAUAAUAGAAAUUUUUCAAAUUUUGUAUUACUGAAAAAAAUCAAAGAGAUUAUUGAAGAACGAAAGAGAUUGGGUUUGCUAUUGAUGGCAGCUGUUCACGAAAAUAACAAUUUAAAAAUACAAUAUCAAAUGGAAACUAUGGCAAAAAACAGAUUCCUUCGAUAUAUACAGGAUACGCAAAAGAAAGUUAAAGAAAAUCGAUCAAAAUACGUUAACUUUCAACACUUAUAUUUGAUGACACAUCAAGAAAAUAUAUUCUUAAAAACACGUCUACGCAGGCUAACAAAAGACAAAGAAAACGUGGAAAAAGAUCUUGUGGACAUUAUUAAACAAGUCUACAAUUCUAAGAAUAAUGAUCUAAUGGCUUAUUGUAGCCGUUUCCUUGUGAGACCUAGGGCAAGUUUUAUAAAUGCAGACAUCAAGGAAGAAGUGCGUAAAUUUUUGCAAAAAAAUCGCAUGCCCCUUACUUUGGAUCGAUCAGACGGAGACAAAGAUGUAAGAAUUUGGCCUACUUCCCCCAUCAUAAAGGAAACGGAAUCUUGUCGAAGUAAUACGAUUUUGCUUCCCAUCAUUUCGGAAGCUCCAAAGCUAAAAGGUCUGCCGGGUGAAUGUAUCUGGACCGUUAAAGAUAAAGAUGGAAUUAUCGAAAAAUUAUAUGAAUAUGAUUUUGAUUCUGAUUUGGACAACGGCGAUACAAUACGUAGAAUAAGGCAAUAUUCUGUUUAUCAUGACAAAGAUUGUUUACUGGACUUUUCUAGUUCAAGAACUAUUGUAACUGAAGAUUAUAAUACCGUCAGAUUCAGAUGCCUAAAUUCUUCGAAAGAAAGGUUUCUAACAGGAUCAGAAGCUUUUCAAAGAUUCUUACUAAAUAACAAGAAUGUGAUACCAACUUCAACACCAUCUACACCUACGCGCUCUUUACUUUGUGUGUGAAUUUAUUAUUUGUGGUUUAUUUUCAAUAUUAUUUACUUUAUCGAAAAAUAUAUGUACAUUCAUUUUAUUGUUUUUUUAAACUUUUUUCAUCGAUUACUACAAAUUUCAUACCAAUAAAUAAAUAAAUAAAAAUUAGUCGAUUCCUAAUAAAAAUAGGCUAAGCGCUAAAAGGACCGAGAAACGGAAGAUGAAGAUUUUGCUUCUUUUUUUUCCUAAGC
Messenger RNA from Diatraea saccharalis (sugarcane borer), 1646 nucleotides. NCBI's taxonomy places the organism in Eukaryota, Metazoa, Arthropoda, Insecta, Lepidoptera, Crambidae. The record is from the annotation of a GenBank genome assembly.